UUUGAACCGUCUUCCUGUUUAUGGCUGUGUGAGGAGGGUCUAAUGAGAAGUUUAACUUCUCAUUAAGAUGGCUGACAUAAACAGGCAGUUGCAGGAGUACCUGGCUCAGUCGAAAAGUGGGGGUAAAGCUGGGUCACCAUCGGGUUCGAGCACCAUCGACAUUGGAGAUGCCGAGUCUCCGAGUUCAGGGAGUGGAACUUGGUUCGGCCGAUGGUCGAGUCCGUUCAAUGGACCAGGGUCCGAAGGCCAGGGAUCAGCCCCUGGUGUUUCCUGGCCGUGGUCUAGUGAGCCAGACUCAUGUCUUCCCGGAAUGAGCCGUUCGCAGAGACUGCUUGGAUUUGGAAUCUGCGUUGCGAUGUCAGGUCUUUGUUUUGGGCUGUCUGCUCUCUACGCGCCGCUGCUGCUUCUGAAGGCGCGCAAGUUCGCUCUGCUCUGGUCGCUGGGUUCUGUGUUUGCCCUGGUUGGUGCUGCGAUACUGCGGGGGCCCAGUAAACUGUUAGCUACUCCAUCCCCGGGUGCCGCUCUGUACCUCGCCGCUCUAACGGGCACCCUGUACGCUGCCCUCAGCCUCCACAGCACCGUCCUCACCGCGCUCGGCGCUGCCCUACAGAUAGCAGCGAUCGCCGGAUACAUCAUCGCCUUGAUCCCGGGAGGAAGCACAGGGAUCCGCUUCCUUGGUGGAAUGGUAGCUUCGGCUGUCAAGCGCACGGCCUCUGGCAAGACAUUACCUAUCUGAUCGGAGCGGUGAACAGACAGCAGCGAUUAAAUGCACUACAUUGGAAUUUGUGUCCUACAGUUGGAAGAGAGUCACGAAACAGAUCUCAUGUUGUAAUAUUUGUCGAAACAAACUAUUAAAGUUUAGUACACAACUCAGAACGAAAUGAACACAUUUGUCCGCAACAGGUGUACACGUUUUGCAAGACAUGCAAUUGGGACACAGCUGUAAAACAGAAUAUUUCAAAUACCGUUAGGUGUAAGGGUUGAACAUGAAAAAAUAAGUUCCUGUAAGUGCAGUUGAGUGAGUUGUUGCUGUGGAAACAAUACAUAAACAGUGGUGGGUACACGGGUUCAACGUGGCAGUGGCGUUAGCAAGCAUAAUAUGAGUUUACUGCAAUAGUGCCACAUUUGGAACGGGUUUUGUAUAAGACCGAAGAUGGAGCUGUAUGGUAUAUCGGAUCACAUUUUCUACAUAGCUGCCGCUGUGACAUUUAUUACUACAUUAGGUACCCUACUGUACUGGGUGCAGCCACCGAUUUAAAUACUGUACUGGUUUAUUUAACCCUGAGUCGUAACAUACUACAACGACUAAUAUAACUGGAGAGACCAAAGUGAACUAAAUGUUUGUCAGUGUUUUGUUGAAGCUGCCAUUGUAUUUGAAGUUGUAAUAUUGUCAAGGAAGAACAGUUUCUUGCAGAAUAAAACUGUGACGUUUUGUUUCUA
Polyodon spathula (Mississippi paddlefish) is the source of this 1440-nucleotide messenger RNA. Its product is annotated as vesicle transport protein SFT2C-like. The record is from RefSeq and is a predicted model, not a curated record. Gene Ontology annotation, cellular component: membrane. Lineage: Eukaryota; Metazoa; Chordata; Actinopteri; Acipenseriformes; Polyodontidae. Gene Ontology annotation, biological process: vesicle-mediated transport. The transcript has a single exon. The coding region runs from base 68 to 736 and encodes 222 amino acids.